ACAUUAAAAAUAUGACAUGUAUUGAUAUGAAAUAGAAACUUCACUUACUAUGUGAUAAUGCCGGGUCCUCGUUGAAAUUGAGAAUUCGCCAUUUCGUUGGCAUUUUCGCUAAAUAUUAUGGAGCUUCAUCAAAUGCUGGCAGUGCUGUUCGUUUUUGGUGGAUGCAUUGCGAAUAGUAUGUUUUUAGAGGCUAUAGUACGAGAGGUUCCAAGCUCUGGAAAUAUUAUCACAUUUUUGCAAUUUUUUUUUAUUGCCAUUCAUGGUUUUUUCUCCACAACAAAAUGUCUGACUGUAAAACCAGUCAUUCCUAUCAGAUGUUAUGGUACAAUGGUCUCAUAUUUCAUUGUUGUCAGUCUAUUAAAUAAUAUUGCACCAAAUUUUCACAUUCCAAUGCCAUUGCACAUGAUAUUCAGAUCGGGUUCCUUGGUGUCCAGUUUAAUUUUAGGAAUAAUAAUUUUAGAAAAAAGUUAUAAGAUUACCACAUAUUUAUCUGUGGUCAUGAUUACAAUAGGAAUUUCAAUUGCUACAAUAGUUUCUGCAAAGAAUUUAGAUAGUGGUAAUCUAGUAGGAUCAUCUGGGGAUAGUGCAGUUGAUGUCAUGUGGAUGGGAGUGGGUGUAACAAUUCUUAUUAUAUCUUUGGUGACAACAUCAAGACUUGGAAUUUAUCAGGAAGUUCUUUACAAAGAAUAUGGGAAGCACCCAAAUGAAGCAUUGUUCUAUUCUCAUUGCUUACCUUUGCCAGUCUUUUUGCUGCUAGUUGGAGAUAUUUACAGACAUAUCAUAUUGUAUAAUGCAUCAGAUUACUUAGUGUUCCAAGGCAUCACCAUAAACAUCCCGAGGCUUUGGUUCUACAUUAUUGGUAAUUGUGUGACCCAAUUCAUAUGUAUUCGAAGUGUGUUUGUGCUAACAACAGAGUUUACAUCUCUUUCUGUAACCUUGGUUGUGACUCUACGGAAGUUUAUCAGUAUUAUGGUGUCUGUGUUUUUCUUCAAAAAUUCUUUCACAAUAUACCAUUGGAUCGCUACUGCCCUGGUCUUCAGUGGUACAUUUAUGUUUUUGGACCUUCAUAAUCGCUUGUUGCAAAUUUGGACAUCAGAGACGAAAGAUGAGAAGAAAACUCAAUAGAUGGUUCUUCGUUGGUGGAAAAU
Dendronephthya gigantea is the source of this 1148-nucleotide messenger RNA. Its product is annotated as UDP-xylose and UDP-N-acetylglucosamine transporter-like. The transcript has 10 exons. The record is from RefSeq and is a predicted model, not a curated record. Gene Ontology annotation, molecular function: UDP-N-acetylglucosamine transmembrane transporter activity; UDP-xylose transmembrane transporter activity. Lineage: Eukaryota; Metazoa; Cnidaria; Anthozoa; Malacalcyonacea; Nephtheidae. Gene Ontology annotation, cellular component: endoplasmic reticulum membrane; Golgi membrane. The coding region runs from base 118 to 1125 and encodes 335 amino acids. Gene Ontology annotation, biological process: transmembrane transport.